CGGAGAAGAAAAGAUCCAAAACCGUCUCCUCUCAGUCUCUCUCUCCAUUCCAACUACUCCACGCUCUCUUAAAUCUCUAGGGUUUCGAUUCAGUUAGGGUUUUCCGAAAAAGAGAAUACGACAUGUCGCUCAGGCCGAACGCCAGGACCGAGGUCCGCCGGAACAGGUACAAGGUGGCGGUAGACGCCGAGGAGGGCCGUCGCCGGAGGGAGGACAACAUGGUCGAGAUCCGUAAGAGCAAGAGGGAGGAGAGCUUGUUAAAGAAGCGCCGCGAAGGUCUUCAGGCGCAGCAAUUCCCGGCCUCCGUUCAGCCGCAGAAUCUCGAGAAGAAGUUGGAGACUCUACCGGCGAUGGUGGCCGGAGUUUGGUCCAACGAGAGCGCUCUGCAGCUGGAAGCUACUACGCAGUUUCGGAAGCUACUUUCUAUUGAACGGAGCCCUCCGAUUGAGGAAGUGAUUGAAGCUGGCGUUGUUCCGCGAUUCGUUGAGUUCCUUAGCAGGGAGGAUUAUCCACAGCUUCAGUUUGAGGCUGCUUGGGCUUUGACAAACAUUGCGUCAGGAACGUCGGACAACACCAAGGUGGUGAUUGAUCACGGGGCAGUACCAAUAUUCGUGAGGCUUCUUGCUUCUCCGAGUGAUGAUGUUAGGGAGCAGGCUGUUUGGGCAUUGGGAAACGUGGCUGGUGAUUCUCCUAGAUGUCGUGAUCUAGUUCUCAGCAGUGGAGCCCUGAUGCCGUUGCUGGCUCAGUUGAAUGAGCAUGCAAAGCUUUCAAUGCUAAGGAAUGCCACCUGGACACUGUCGAACUUUUGCAGAGGAAAGCCACAGCCUCAGUUUGAUCAGGUGAAGCCUGCUCUUCCAGCUCUUGAGCGGUUAGUUCAUUCUAAUGAUGAAGAAGUCCUGACAGAUGCCUGCUGGGCACUCUCAUAUCUCUCCGAUGGUACAAAUGACAAAAUUCAAGCUGUGAUUGAAGCAGGUGUCUGCCCGCGACUCGUGCAGCUUCUAUUACAUCCAUCACCUGCGGUUUUAAUUCCUGCACUUCGCACUGUUGGUAAUAUUGUGACUGGAGAUGAUCUUCAGACUCAGUGUAUAAUCACCAAUGGGGCACUUCCCUGCCUUCUGAGCCUCUUGACACAUAAUCAUAAAAAGAGCAUUAAGAAAGAAGCUUGCUGGACUAUCUCAAACAUUACAGCUGGAAACAGGGAACAGAUACAGUACGUGAUUGAAGCUGGUUUGAUUGGUCCUCUUGUGAAUUUGCUCCAAACUGCUGAGUUUGAGAUCAAGAAAGAGGCUGCGUGGGCAAUCUCAAAUGCUACUUCUGGUGGCACUCAUGACCAAAUUAAGGUCUUGGUGAAUGAAGGCUGUAUAAAACCAUUGAGUGAUCUCCUUGUAUGCCCUGAUCCAAGAAUAGUGACUGUUUGCUUAGAAGGGUUGGAGAACAUUUUGAAGGUGGGUGAAGCUGAAAAGAGUUUGGGCAACAGUGGCACCAACGUGUACGCACAGUUGAUUGAUGAGGCUGAUGGUCUGGAAAAGAUUGAAAAUCUGCAGACUCACGACAACAACGAGAUCUAUGAGAAGGCUGUUAAAAUUCUCGAGACAUAUUGGUUGGAGGAUGAAGAUGAGACAUUACCAGCUGGGGAUAGUACUCAGCCAGGCUACAACUUUGGUGGGAAUGGGCCUCAAGUUCCAGCUGGUGGAUUCAAUUUUAGCUGAAGGUGCAGGAACUUUCAAUUUGAUGGGGGAGCAGAAGUUUCCUGAUAUGGGUUAAGUUGGGUCAAGUCCAGGUCGAGUUGGGGUGGUCGGGGCAUCUCUUGUGUCUGGUUUCAGUUGGUCUGGUGUCCAUUGUGGUCAGAGGCGCCAAGGUGGGUCGGUCUGUUUACUCUAAUACGAGUCUAUGACCAAAUAAGAAGGGAUGGGGGUCGGUUUGAUUAUGGCAUGACGUUUGGUGGGCAGGGGUGAUUAUCACUGCAUCCCAACGUGAAAUACUAUGGAAGUGUCGGUAGUGGCUCAUUGUUGCAUAUACAUGGUCCCUUAACGAAUAUGCUAGUGAAGGGUGGUUUCUCAAAUGCAGCAUCGAGUUCAAUCUUUUCAUCAUGUGUCAUAGUCUGUACUGUGUUUUUUUUUUUCCAGAGUCGUGAUUUGUUUUGCCUCAUUGAGUGAAUAUAGAUUUGUUAAACUCAGUUUCCGGUGUAUUGCAAGGGGAAAGGUUUAGCUGUA
Messenger RNA from Argentina anserina (silverweed cinquefoil), 2213 nucleotides. Its product is annotated as importin subunit alpha-1. Lineage: Eukaryota; Viridiplantae; Streptophyta; Magnoliopsida; Rosales; Rosaceae. The record is from RefSeq and is a predicted model, not a curated record. The transcript has 11 exons. Gene Ontology annotation, biological process: NLS-bearing protein import into nucleus. Gene Ontology annotation, molecular function: protein binding; nuclear import signal receptor activity. The coding region runs from base 123 to 1709 and encodes 528 amino acids. Gene Ontology annotation, cellular component: nucleus; cytoplasm.